Molecule: messenger RNA, 3386 nt
Organism: Microcebus murinus (gray mouse lemur)
Lineage: Eukaryota; Metazoa; Chordata; Mammalia; Primates; Cheirogaleidae
Gene: C2CD2
Product: C2 calcium dependent domain containing 2
Source: RefSeq, a predicted model, not a curated record
CCCGGCGGAUGUCCUGAGCUCGCCGCCCGCGGCUCUGCGCCCCGGCCGGCGGGUGCUCGGGGGAGUUGGGGCGAGGCGGGCCGGGUAUGCGCCAUCACCAUGGCCCAGCUGGGCUCGUGGCUCGGGGAGGUCCAGUGGCUAGUCUUGGUGUCGCUCUUCGUGGCGGCGCUGGUCACCGUGGGCCUGUACCUGGCGCAGUGGGGGCUGGCCAGGGCGCACCCCCGGCCUCGGCGGCGGUCGCCGGCGGAGCCUGGCGGGGGGCCGCGCCCCGAGUCCGACGCGCUGCUCUCCUGGAUCCUGACGCUGAACAGCUGGAGGAGCCAAUGGCAGGCGGCCUGGGUGGCCGCCCUGAACCGCGAGGCGGAAAGGAAAGGGGGCCCGCUGUCCCUGGCCUUUGAGGAGGACCCGCGGCAGGAGCCCCUGGAGCUGGCGGUGCAGGAGGUCUCCAGCGUGGCCAGGUCGGCCGAGGAGAAGGUGGUGGUCUGUCGCGCAGUGGGCCAGGCCGCCCGGUUCUCGGUGAGCGCGGGGCCCGCCUCGGCCGUGGGCGGGGGCCGCCGGCUGUACCACGUGCGGCUGUCCCCCUUCCAUCUGCAGCUGGAGCUCCACCUGCAAGAAAAGAGAGAGGACAUCCAGGUCACGUGGUCCUUCAUCAGCGUGCCGGAAAUGGCCAUUAAGGUGGAGCCCAAAGCACAGGGGGAGGACCAGGUGGCUGAGACAGGUGCGGUCUCCGACUCCCUCAAGGACAUCCUGAAGCGCGCGGUCGGCUCCGCCUCCCCGUCGGUGGUGCUGAGCGCCCGGCCUGUGACUGUGACGGAAGCGCAGAGUCUACAGCGGGCUCCAUCUGCUGCUCAGGAAUCCUGCCCUCCUAAGCCUCCGCGGGCUCACGAGCUCAAACUGCUGGUGAAGAACAUCCGCGCCUCGCUGCUAAACGAUCCUGGUGCUUCAGGCGACACUAACACAGUGUGCGUAGCUCAGCUGAACGAGCCUGUUCAGAGGUUCUCCAGCGCCCCAGUGAAAGACACUACCAGCCUCACCUGGGAGGAAGAAUUCACCUUUGAGCUGAACGCCAAGUCGAAGGAGUUACACCUGCAGAUUUCGGAGGCUGGCUCAGAAGGUCUGUUGGCGGUGACGGCGGUUCCUUUGGACUUAUUUAAGAAGCAGCCUUCUGGGCCACAGAGCUUUACGCUGACCAGCGGGCCCGUCCCCGGCAGCUCGGUGCUGGGUUCGGUCACGGCAGAGUUUUCUUACGUGGAACCCGGCGAACUGAGAUCCUGGCAGGCCCCUGCCUCUGCUCCUGCGGCGAAGAUAGAGAAGGACCGCACGGUGAUGCCCUGUGGGACCAUCGUCACCACUGUCACCGCCGUGAAGACCAAGCCUCGCUUCGACGUGGGCAGGGCGUCCCCGCCGGGCUCUGAGUCUCCCGCGAGGACGCCCGUCAAGGUGAAGGUGGUCGAGAAGGACAUCUCCGUCCAGGCCAUCGCCUGCCAUGGCGCCCCCGUCAGCAAGACGCUGUCUUCUUCAGACACAGAGCUGUUGGUGUUGAACGGCUCGGACCCCGUGGCUGAAGUGGCCAUCCGACAGCUCAGCGAGUCCUCCAAGCUGAAGCUCAAGUCUCCGCGGAAGAAGAGCACCAUUAUCAUAUCAGGGAUCUCCAAGACCUCACUCUCUCAGGACCACGCCGCCGCCCUGAUGCAGGACUACGCGGCCUCCAUGGACGGCGCCACGCAGGAGGACGCCUCGCCCCCCCCAGACUCGUCCUCGGCCUGCGCCCCGCCGGAGGAGGACCUGCCAGCCCAGGCGCCCCCUGACCCCGCGCCCCAGGAAAAUGACCUAGACGCCUGGGACCUGGAGAAGGAGGCCCCGGCGGCCGCGUGGGGCGGCCCAGCCCUGCUGGAGCCCGACGGGGACGAGCUGUCGGAGAGCUCCCUGAGCGCCUCGGAGCCGGGCGCCACCAAAAAGCGUAAAGGGGGGAUCCUGAGGAAGAGCGCCAAGCUGUUCUUCCGCCGGCGGCACCAACAGAAAGACCCGGGCAUGAGCCAGUCGCACAACGACCUCGUGUUCCUGCAGCAGCCCGAGGGCGCCCGGAGGAAGGGGGCCACCCUCACCAGGAUGCUGAACAGGAAGCUGCUCCCCGGGCACAGGAGCAAGCACGCCGUUAACGGCGCGCCCGCCGAGCCCUGCACGUAGGCCCGAGCCAGGGUGGCGCCUCCUUGCAGCCGGAAGACGCAGACCCGCCCCAGCUGCCCUCCCGCCACGGAGCGAGAGCGCCAGCCUGCUGUCCCACGCCAUGCUCGCCCAGCUGGGUUUUUCCAACAAUCUAGGGUUUUAAAGGGAAAAAAAAAAAUCUGGGUCUCCAGCCAGGAGGCUGCCCCCGGAGAGGACUGAAAAAACCCAGUUUGCCAGCAGAUGCCAGGUGAGACCGACGGCCCCGUAGCUCGGCCGUGCUCGGAUCCACGAGUUCAGCGUGAAUAGUAGCGGGAGAUGCACGCUGUGGGAAGACUGCGCACUCCGGUGGGCGGGGGAGGGCAGGCUUGGGGGACCCACGCACUGUACUCUCUGACCGGUGUCGUUUGGGGGGGCCAUGCCUGGACCACGUGACACGGAGGAGGCGCUUGCUGUGCUAUCACUGUGAACGGAACGGAUGGGUCACCUCUCCUAACUUGCUGCUUAGAACAAAAAUGUGCAGCUGGGCCCGAGUACAGGGAGGCGGGACAUAGGCAGGGUUUUUGGUAAAUGGAGACAUUGUGAUAGGAAUGGAAACGCUACGACAAAUGUAGGAAGCUAUCUGCCUUUGAUAGUAGCCAUAGGACUCGAACACUUAUGCAAACACUAAAUAUAUCCUAUGCAUAUGUAUUAUGCCGAACACUUUCCUAAGUUUACUUUGAGCCUCCUUGCAAGUGGAAGAUGCGUUAAGUUCUUAUGUGGUUUCUCCGUUGUUGGUUAUCAUGACAAAAAGCUCUCAUGCCACCGUUGGAGCAGGUGACACCCAGGUCUUUCUUCCUGCCCGUCACACUCGCUAGACAAGAGCGCUGCAAGUCUGUCGAAGGCAGGCAGGAGCAACAAGAGGCAGCUCGUGGAACAUGCUAACCACAUGCACAUGGUUUUUGCCAAAUACCGCCAAAGGCCAAAUCAAAGUGCUUCUAGGGCAACAGAGAAGAUGUGUCUCAGGCGUCAGUCUUAGCAAUGGAAGUUUAACAACAAAGAGGCCAGACUUCCAGUAGACGUGCUUGUUAUAGAGUGGCUGUCAUUGGGGCAGGAAGUUUUGGCAGAUGAACCAGACUCAUUUUCCUGCAAUAAGAUUUAAAAGGCUAUUCUGGGCCAGGCAUGGUGGCUCACGCCUGUAAUCCUAGCACUCUGGGAGGCCGAGGCGGGCGGAUUGCUCGAGG